Messenger RNA from Sphaeramia orbicularis (orbiculate cardinalfish), 669 nucleotides. RefSeq names its product caudal type homeobox 1a (gene cdx1a). Bases 1 to 669 code for a protein of 222 amino acids. The transcript is spliced from 3 exons. Gene Ontology annotation, biological process: regulation of transcription by RNA polymerase II; cell differentiation; animal organ morphogenesis. NCBI's taxonomy places the organism in Eukaryota, Metazoa, Chordata, Actinopteri, Kurtiformes, Apogonidae. Gene Ontology annotation, molecular function: DNA-binding transcription factor activity, RNA polymerase II-specific; RNA polymerase II transcription regulatory region sequence-specific DNA binding. The record is from RefSeq and is a predicted model, not a curated record. Gene Ontology annotation, cellular component: nucleus.
AUGUACCCCACCUCACCCGCCAGACACCCGGCACAGACCCUGGCCCUGAACAGCCAGUACAUCCCCCCUCCCUAUGAGUUCACCGGAUACCACCCCGUCGCCGACCCGUCCAUGAGCGCGUGGAACCCAGUUUACGCAUCACGAGACGAAUAUCCGUACAGCUACACGGGCUCGAGCCCCGGCACCGGACAAGUGAGCUUCACCUCCCCGGAGCUGAGCGGUGCCCAGGUGGGGGUUGGAGGGGGGUCCUUCAGCCCCUACAACUUAAUUCCCGGACCAGAGCCCUUCAACUCCAAGAGGAGACCCCUGGAAUCUGUCAGACCGUCUGCCUCAGGAGGGAAGACUCGCACUAAGGACAAGUACAGGGUGGUGUACACCGACCAACAACGGCUGGAGCUGGAGAGAGAGUUUCAAUACAACCGCUACAUCACCAUGAGGAGGAAGACUGAGCUGUCCAUGGCUCUGAGCCUCUCAGAGAGACAGGUGAAGAUCUGGUUUCAGAACAGACGAGCCAAAGAGAGGAAGAUAAACAGGAAGAAGCUGCAGAAUUCCCAGCAGGCUUCCACUACCACGCCCACCCCACCUGUCCUGGGUGGACCUAGUGACACCCACAUCACCACCAGCCCCAGCAGCAACAUUUUGUCUGAUACGAUAUCAGAAGAAUACUAG